AUGGCAAUCAACCAAUCCAAUUUUCAGCAAACUACACAAGCUGCCAUCUCCAAAUUGGAAGUCCAAUUAGGCCAAAUAGCUGCUGAAAUAACUCAAAGAGUGCCUGGGAAAUGGCCAAGCCAAACUGAGAUCAAUCCAAAGAACCCAGAAGCCAAGGCCAUUCAUGUGCUCAGAUCAGGUAAGAUCAUUGAUAAUAAAGAUGAUUCUAAUCUUUCAAAUGAUGUUGUGAUUAUAGAAAAUGAAGAGGAGGAGACCAUGGCCACGGAAGGAGAACAACUCAAAACUUCUCAAUCUGCUCCUAAGGCCAAAUCAGAUUCUCAGAAAUCCGAUCAAUUCCAAUUGCAUAAAAGAGAUGACAAAUUUGUGCCACCACAUCUUCAAGAAAGCAAAGCAAGAUUCCAUUUCCAGAUUCCUGCAUAUGGAAAAUUCAUCAAGGACUUGAAAACUCACAAACUCAAUUUCGCUCCAAAUGAAGGAGUAAAGCUCGACCAGAAUGUAAGUGCUGUAUUGCAAAGGAAGCUUCCACCAAAACUAGAUGAUCCUGGCAGCUUUGACAUUCCCAUUAACAUUGGAGGCAAGAAGGUUGGAAGAGCCAUAUUGGACUUGGGAGCAAGCAUCAAUGUUUUGCCAUAUUCAGUUUAUCAAGAGCUUGGCUUAGAAGGGAUGAAGAAGACUUCAAUGCGACUUGAACUAGCUGAUCAUUCUAUAAAAUAUCCAAAAGGUAUUGUAGAAGAUAUUCUAGUUCAAGUUAAUACACUAAUUCUCCCUGCUGAUUUUGUAGUGAUGGACAUGGAAGACAAUCCAAAUGGAGAUCAUGUUGAUCCCAUUCUCCUAGGCAGGCCAUUCAUGGCCACUGCAGACACAAUCAUCAAAGUGAAAGAUAGCACCCUCUCCAUGACUGUUUUGGGUGAAACUGUUGAAUUUAAAAUGCUUAAUGCUCUAUCUCAACCUUCUAUCUCUCUUGAUUCUUGCUUUUCAAUUGAUGUUGUGGAUCAUGAGGUUUCUUCCAAAAUUUUGCACAGAAAGUCUAAUGAUGCUCUAGAAGCUGUCUUAACACAAGAAGAGGAAGAUCUUUGUGAACCGGAGUUCCAAGAAGUGGUGGCUGCCUUAGAAGUGUUUCAACCAUACCCACCAUCCUUUAGGCCACCACUUGAGCCUCUUGGACCAUCAUCCACGAAAUUGGAGCCAUCCAUUAUCACCCCACCAAAGCUAGAACUUAAACCACUGCCCAAUCAUCUUAAAUAUACUUAUUUGGGUGCUAACGAAACUCUCCCUGUUAUAAUUGCUGCAGGUCCCUCCUCACAUGAAGAAGAGAGCUUAAUUAAAAGAACUAGUAUAGUUGAUUCUUUUAAAGAGAUUCAAGGUGCAAAGAUAGUUGCUUAG
Molecule: messenger RNA, 1383 nt
Organism: Prunus avium (sweet cherry)
Lineage: Eukaryota; Viridiplantae; Streptophyta; Magnoliopsida; Rosales; Rosaceae
Source: RefSeq, a predicted model, not a curated record